Messenger RNA from Rhineura floridana, 2372 nucleotides. It is a transcript of the gene CBX1, whose product is annotated as chromobox 1. Gene Ontology annotation, cellular component: pericentric heterochromatin; nucleus. The transcript is spliced from 7 exons. NCBI's taxonomy places the organism in Eukaryota, Metazoa, Chordata, Lepidosauria, Squamata, Rhineuridae. The record is from RefSeq and is a predicted model, not a curated record. Bases 560 to 1117 code for a protein of 185 amino acids. Gene Ontology annotation, molecular function: chromatin binding. Gene Ontology annotation, biological process: negative regulation of transcription by RNA polymerase II; chromatin organization.
UGGGCAGAGUAUGCGCAGUGUGUCUCGGCGGGUAGAAGGGUUGCAGCGCUCUUUUGUUUAGCGGAGGUGGAUCGAACGCGGGAGGCCCGUUGUUCAACCGUCGCUCUCUCUUUUUUUUUUUCUUUAAAACGAGACCGGCUUGCUCCGACUGCAGCUCGCGCCUUCUCUUUCCCUCCCGCUUGUUUGUUUUUAUUUCCCCUCGUGCGUUCUUGGUGGGGCUGAAGAAGUUAAGUAGCCAACCAGAUGCCCAUGGAAAGCCCACAAGCACAUCAUGAGCGCAAUAGCCCUCUUCUGCUGCUGUUCCCCAGCAACUGGUAUUCAGAGACAAGCAGCAUAUGAAGCCUUACUCAUUUCUUUCAAGAGCCCUUCAAUUAACACUUAACUUAUUUUGCAACUGCUGAUAACAUCUUUGGAGCGUUAUGUGAACCCCACAGGAAUCGAAUUGAAAUUCUGAAAAUUGCAUUGAAUUCCUAAAUGCUUAACACCAAUGAGGAAUGCACGUGAUCCAGAAAGCAGAGGGGAGUUAAGCCUCCUUUAAACCGCAAAGCUGGCGAGCACAAUGGGAAAAAAGCAGAACAAGAAGAAAGUGGAGGAAGUCCUCGAAGAGGAGGAAGAAGAGUAUGUGGUGGAGAAGGUCCUUGACAGGCGGGUGGUGAAAGGGAAAGUGGAGUACUUGCUCAAAUGGAAAGGCUUCUCAGAUGAAGAUAACACGUGGGAGCCAGAGGAGAACCUUGACUGUCCUGACCUCAUUGCGGAGUUCCUGCAAUCCCAGAAAACAGCACAUGAAAGUGACAAGUCAGAAGGAAGCAAGCGCAAGGCUGAGUCGGAUUCAGAGGACAGGGGGGAGGAAAGCAGACCAAAGAAAAAGAAAGAGGAGGCUGAGAAGCCUCGAGGCUUUGCAAGAGGGUUUGAGCCAGAGCGGAUUAUUGGUGCCACAGAUUCCAGUGGGGAGCUCAUGUUCCUGAUGAAAUGGAAGAACUCUGAUGAAGCUGAUCUGGUCCCUGCCAAGGAAGCUAAUAUCAAGUGCCCACAGGUGGUCAUCUCGUUUUAUGAGGAGAGACUGACAUGGCACUCCUACCCAUCUGAAGAUGAUGACAAGAAGGAUGACAAGAACUAGCCUACCUACCCUUCUGCCCCCAUCUCUCCUCUGGCUGACUUUGGUAUUAAAACAUCAGACUGUGGGUUUGAACAUGAGUGAGGAAGCGAAGAGGCUCAUGGCUGGGGAAGGUGCCCUCUGUAGAAACAGGACAAUUUCUGUGCCCUUGACAACUUGAUAUGGCAGCACACUGCCCCUUUCUUCCUUUCUCACUAUAUAUACACAUGGGGAAAGAGGAGAGUGGGUGAGCUUCCCAGCUGUUCCUUGCUUGGGGGUUGAAGCAAAAAUAACUCCAUGCAGGAUGAAGCCUGGGGUUGAACAGGCUGCCAAAAGAGACAGCAGACAGAGGCUGUGUGUUCUUCAAAGACCAUCUCUGUGACUUGCAGCCUUUCUUCCCAAUAGUGUUAAUUGCAUUUUUACAGCUUAGCAUGUGUGUAGCUUUUCUUUUUUCCUUUUUGCUAUUGUUGGGGUGGGAUGGGAGGGUGCAUUCUGAUUGAUUUGGGAUUGGGGUGGUUCAUUGUAUCCAGAAUUACAAUUCUUGCAAAAUACAUGCCUCUUCCUACAAGUGGAAUUGACAACUCCUGAGAGGCUGGAGCUUAAGUAUUUAAGUUACAAUUUGAUUGCAACCAUGAAUUCAGUAAUCUACCAGAAUUAUUACUUAGAAAAUUGAAAAGGAGGAAGCUUCCUCAUAUUUUGACCCACUCAUCCUAGUGAGGGCACUCUAUCGCAAAAUUAUGUGACAAACAUUUUUAGUACUUCUGCAUCCUUUUUAUUCUGUCCAGCCAGCAUCUGUGGGUUCUUGACCUAGUUUUUCCCUGUAUGUAUGUGAAGUUUAGGCUUUCUUUUAAGAGAAUCAAGAUGUUGAGGGGAAGGAAAGCAAGGAGAUGAAAUCUACCCCCUACCCCCCUAAUAGCACAAUGUAGGUAGUAGGUUUCAGAACAUUCUGUAAACAGCUAUCUUCUGUUUAGACUUGGGCAUUGAUGAUUGCUUUCCUUGCCCUGGUCCUACACUGAUUUCAUUUCAUUUUUAAUCUAACUAGAUUUCUUUUGUUUUUACAAAGGAGAAUUUUACCUCUGAAUUUGUUCACACCCCAACAAGCCACCAACACCUAUUCCUCCUUCAUGGGGGGUGGGGGGUGGCAUGUACGUAGAAAUGUACAAACCUUUUUUUAUAAAGCAUGUUAUAGGUUUCUGUGAAAAUGUUGUCUAAAACUCAAGUGUUUGGAUUAACUUCAUACUGAACUGUGUUUUUGUCUCAAUAAAACUUUAGAUUUAUA